UUUCCAUCAAACAACUCCGCGAUGCCAUAAACAAAAUUUUCGAAUUCUAUGUUUAUUUUGACAGAUGUACGAGUUUUUUGACAAUAUUUUACUCAAAUCAAGUAGUCUGUGAUAAUUUACAUUUGGAUCUAUAUAUUUUUUUGUAAGAGCGAAGAGCGGACAUACAAGUAUGGCUUUCAAUUUCGACAGCGGACAAUUUAACAAAGAGUCGACGCCAAAGCGUCUUGGCAACUGGGAAGUCCCACGUUGGGCGCCAAGUCGCGCCCGCCCAGUAGAAAUGCGGCCGAACCCGAAGCCGAUAUGCGACAUAAACGGACAUUUCCUACCCGGUGCUCCUCGAGGCACCUCACGUUGCUUUGGACACUAUACCGGUACUUGGGAUCUACCAAGGAAAAUAACGCGAAAAGUUGCUCAAGAAUUAGCUAAGGAGCCGCCCGACUCGAGAUUUUCAGAUUGGGUGAAUCCUCGUAUCCAAAGACCCAAGGCGGCUGCUGCGGCGGCGGCGCGCAUGCGCGGUGGCAAACGCGCCAAAGGGGAGAAGGAGGAGGUCCCAGCCAAACCGCAGCAAGAGCAGACCUUUAGACCACGGCAAUGUCCAUAUCACAGUCGCAAAUGCAAGACGGCGCACAAGUGACAACGUACAUAUUAUUAGAACAUACAUUUAUUUUUAUAGCAUUGUUUAUUUCUUA
Manduca sexta (tobacco hornworm) is the source of this 689-nucleotide messenger RNA. RefSeq names its product protein Flattop. The transcript has 4 exons. Gene Ontology annotation, biological process: cilium organization. Bases 170 to 634 code for a protein of 154 amino acids. Gene Ontology annotation, cellular component: ciliary basal body. Lineage: Eukaryota; Metazoa; Arthropoda; Insecta; Lepidoptera; Sphingidae. The record is from RefSeq and is a predicted model, not a curated record.